AUGGAUCCUGAAACCACCUUAGAGCUUUUGUACAAAGAAUUGGAUAAUUCCAUGUUACAAAAUGAAAAAAGUUAUAAUGAAGAGAUAAUGGAAAGUUUAAAUCGAAAAGAACAAGACAAAUACUUAACAACGCAAGACUCUAAGAUACCUGAUGAUGAAGUUAAUACACAAGUAAAUUCAAAUAGUAGUCUAUUUCUAUCAUCUCCUUUCAAGAUACAACAAACAAAUAACUCACAGUCAAAGAUUCACAAUGAUUCUGAAAAAUCUAGUAUUGGAAAUGUAAAUAUAGAAAGUUUGUCUGGUGGUACAUAUAUUAAUCUUUCACAAUCCUGUACAAAACAAAUGAGUCCUAAUUCUCUUAAAUUAAUCAACAUAUUAGCAGAACAAAGUAGUGAAUCUGAUGUAAAAAGCGAAACAUGUAAAAGCAGAGAGACAGAAGAUGGUACUGAAAAACUUGAUGUUGUGGUUUUAGAAAGGAUUAGAAAACAUGCAUCACUUCCUAGAUCUUUUAGUCUUGGCUCUACUAUUCCAUUAUUGACUCCAGAAAUAGAGGGAAAUAAUUUUAAUCAAAUAUCGGAUCAAUUAUCACCAAUAAAUAUCUAUAAAAAUGAUAAUAUACAAUCUUCUCCAGAAAUACUACAUUCACCCUCUAGAAUCCCAAUAGCUCAUAAUAUGUCCCUUCAAGAAAAUGUAGCUAAUAUUUUUUUAAAUAAAUCGGUAGCAAAGAUACAGAGUGCUAACGGCACAGAUAGAAUAUUUGAACAAUUUAACCUGGAUGUACCAACAACUAGAUAUUCUUCAGGUUCAUCUUACAAUGAUGAUAAAAUAGAACUUUCUACUACACAGAUAAAGGAUGAGUUUAAUUUGUUAACAGACCCAGUUAAACAUGAUAAUGAACAAAUGCAUAGUUCAGAUAAAGAGAAAAUACCCAGUGAAGUGAUAUCUAAUUUUGGAAAAUUGUAUAAAAAUAGAAUGAUUAGUAUUGCUACCUCAAUUGGUGACUACCAGUCAGCUAAGGAAAAUCAAACAAAAUCACUUCCAGUCUCAGAAACAGAGGAAUCUGUAGCAGAUCUUAAUAUAUCUGUAGGAAAUAAUUUUUUCAAUACGAUAUCUUCGAAUAUGAAAAAUAUUGAAAUUACAUCAGUCACAAAUAGCGAAAUGGUAAAAUCUGAUGUACCUUCUUCAUGUUCAUUUUAUUCAGAGUCAAAUUAUUCUCAGCUUUCUAGAUCUACUGGAUGUGAGAAAUUUAAAAGACAAUCUCUAAAUAAUGCUAAUGAUGAGCGUGAUAAUAGUAUAGGAGAAGGUGUGUUGGCAUCAAAAGCAUUAAUUACAAACAAUGCUAAAAUAAAUCAAGAAAAUUCCAUGGUUUCUGAACUACAAUAUGAUUCUUUUGCCUAUAAAAUGCAACCAAAUAACGUGUUGUUGAAAUCUGUAGAAAUGAGUAAUGUAGAAACAAAUAUCGAAGGACAACAAUCUUCAAUGAAUGAAUCUUUAUCUCAUUCAGUAAGGCAAUACUCUGAGUCCGUUGAUUUUAAAGAAGAAGAGGAAAACAAAGAGAAAGGGGAAAAGGUAUUUUUGUCCACCUCUAGAAUAAAAAUAGAUAUUGGGAAUAAUACUAAGAAUGUAUCUGGAAGUGAGGAUCUUCGUGAUAAUGAACAGGUGGUUUAUGAAAAACAAUUAGAUGUUAGAAUCCCAUCAAUUCCAAAGGAACCUGCUUUGGAGUCCAAGUUUAUAGAUGAUAUUUUUAGCCCAGAAGAUGAUUUUUCAUAUACUAUUGAAAGAGAAGUAUUGAUGAAACCUGAUAAUUAUCUAGCUAUAUGGCGUCUUCAGGAGAAAAAAGAACCAGCUCUUGACUUAAAGGUGAAAAAGGAUUCAUCAGCUGCUUAUUUGGAAAGAAAUGACAAAAAAGGAAACCUAAAGGUAGAAAAUAUUAAUUAUUCAUUUAAACCUAAGUUAAUACAUAAUACAAAAAUCAAUUACCUUGAAAAAAAUAAAACUGAAAAUGGUAUGAUAACCUCUUUGAGCCAAGAAUUUGAAAUAGUCUUGAAUAAUUUGAUAGCAGAACCUCCAUCAAGAUCAGCAAGUAUCAUUCAUCAUCCAAUAGAAAUAUGGCCAAAAUCUACCUGUAAUACAAAUUUGGAAAUGUGCCAACAUUCUAGAGAUGUUUCGGUUGUUGAUGUAUUUGGUGAAGAAUUUUCCUCAGAAACUUUGAAAACACCAGGAAAAUUGGCAUCGGUCAAUAUUGCUGAUAGUGUCAAAAGUUUCCAUGUCGAUGAAGAAAGUGCUAAUGUGAGUAUUUCUCCAACAACUCCGAUUAAGAAAUCUCCGUAUUCUAAUAGAGCAUUUAAUAAGGUUACUGGACAUAUAUCUAGUCCAUUUAAGGUAAUAACAGAAGAGAAAAGAAAACCAAAGUCUAAGAGUGUCAAAAAAAGUAAUGAAGAAAUAAUCAGUUUGGAACAGUCAGUUGAUAGUUUUGUAAGAACCCAGGAAGAAACUGUUAGUCACUACCAGACCAAAAAUGAAAGGAUUCCUGAUUCUGAUCCUGAAACAGGUUAUCUUUUUAUUAACUUAGAUAGCGUGUCAAUUCAAUUAAUCAGUAUAAAGCAACACGAUGCCCAGUUUAGUUUAGAGAUAGACAAUGGUAUCAAUGUCACAAAGACGGAAUGGAAAUCUGUAUCUAAUGAAAAAUGUUUAAUUCUAGACAAUCAAUUAUGCAUACCAAUUUCAAAAGGAAAAGAAGAAAAAUUAUACCUCACAUUGAAAUGUAAAUAUAGAAGACCGCAGAAACAGUUAGUAGAAGUAGUUGAAAAAGUUCGUGUUGGAAAAUCAUUUGGCGGAUUAGGUAAAAGCAAAUACAUUUAUGAAAGAAAAUUUGCUGAAAGAAAGGUCAAUUAUGAUGAAUGGGAUUACUUAUUUGCACAAGAUGGAUCGUUUGCUAGAGUAGAGUUUGCUAUUAGCAAUAAUUUCUUAGAGGACCAUAAGAAGUAUAAACAGUCAUUUGAUACUAAAAAUAUGCUAAAUCAGUGGGCUAAGGUGAUUCCGAAUAAGGACAGUAAUCAGAAGACAUUAUCAAAAGAUCUUUUACGUCGUGAGCCAUUUGUUAUCGCUUCAUUAAAAUAUAACGCAUAUUAUGCAGAAAGAACUGAUCCAUUAGAAAAAUUUCCAAAAACCUUAAAAGAUGCUAUUUCAAUGGCUGAAAAAUUCAAGAAACAGCAAAGCGUUACAAAGGAAGGGUAUCUUGUACAAGAUGGUGGUGAUUUGAAUGGUUUAAUAGAAAAAAGGUAUUUUAAACUUUGUGGAACUAAUCUGACUGGGUAUAAUGAAAGUACUAUGAAACCAAAAAUAACCAUUAAUCUUUUGAACGUUAAAGAAAUUAUAAGCACUAUGGAUGAAGAGAAUUUUAAUGGAAAAUCAUAUAGAAAUUUCACUAAUCUAUUUUUGUUUGGUGAAUGUUUCACAUUGAUUUUUAAAAAUAAUGAAACAAUUAGCUUUAAUUGUCAACUAUCUGGAAAGGAGACUAGAGAAUGGUAUUUAUGUUUAAAGGAUAUUAUUAAGAUGAAUGUAACACAUCAACCAUGGAUUAAAAGAUUAGCCGAUGACCUUUAA
This is a messenger RNA of Arxiozyma heterogenica, 3606 nucleotides long. It is a transcript of the gene BUD4, whose product is annotated as Bud4p. Gene Ontology annotation, cellular component: cellular bud neck contractile ring. Gene Ontology annotation, molecular function: GTP binding. Bases 1 to 3606 code for a protein of 1201 amino acids. Gene Ontology annotation, biological process: protein localization to bud neck; axial cellular bud site selection. NCBI's taxonomy places the organism in Eukaryota, Fungi, Ascomycota, Saccharomycetes, Saccharomycetales, Saccharomycetaceae. The record is from RefSeq and is a predicted model, not a curated record. The transcript has a single exon.